Aspergillus thermomutatus is the source of this 939-nucleotide messenger RNA. RefSeq lists its product as uncharacterized. The record is from RefSeq and is a predicted model, not a curated record. The transcript is spliced from 6 exons. NCBI's taxonomy places the organism in Eukaryota, Fungi, Ascomycota, Eurotiomycetes, Eurotiales, Aspergillaceae. Gene Ontology annotation, molecular function: oxidoreductase activity. Bases 1 to 939 code for a protein of 312 amino acids.
AUGUCACAAAUGGGCAAAGACACCACCUUCCGAGCCCCGGACAAGGCUCAAAGCCAGGAGAAACCGGGGCUUGAAAAAGAGAUGAUGCCACCCAGCGAACCCACCAAGCUCGAAUCACAGGGUGGCUUCAAAGAGUACGUCGGCUCCGGGAAACUCAAGGGCAAGUCGGUCUUGAUCACUGGCGGAGAUUCAGGCAUCGGCCGCGCCGUGGCGGCGCUCAUGGCCCGCGAAGGCGCCAACAUCACCAUCGUCUACCUACCAGAGGAGGAAGAGGACGCCCAGGAGACCAAGAGGCUGGUCGAAGGCGAGAACAAGGAGUGCGUGUUGUUUUCCGGGGACUUGAGGGACCGCGAGACGUGUCGCAGGGCUGUGGAGGCGCAUGUCCAGCGAUACGGACACAUCCAUGUGCUCGUGAACAACGCCUCGAAGCAAUACAUGUGCAAGGACUUUGCGCAGAUCGACCUGGAUCAAGUCGAGGACGUGUUCAAGAGUAACAUCAUUCAGAUGAUUGCGGUGACGAAGUUUGCGCUGCCGCAUAUGGCCAAGGGUGAUUCGUACGUCUACAGCUACAAUGGCACCAAGAUGGAGCUGAAGGUUUCUAGGAUUAUCAACAAUACCUCCGUGACGACAUUCCGCGGCUCGAGCAGUAUGGUCGACUACGCCGCGACCAAGGGCGCGAUUGUCGGGUUUACCAGGUCAUUGGCGGCGCAGUUGAUCCCCAAGGGCAUCAGAGUGAAUGCUGUCGCUCCCGGGGCUAUCUAUACCCCGAUUCAGGUUGAUACUCGAGACGCAGACCAGAUGGAGGGAUGGGGUUCGCAGCAUCCCCUGGGUCGUCCGGGCGAGCCCAGCGAGGUAGCGACGAGCUUCGUUUUCCUGGCGAGUGCGGAUGCUUCGCUUUAUUAUGGACAGAUUUUGCAUUGUUAUCCUCUGGGUGAUUAG